Molecule: messenger RNA, 4215 nt
Organism: Haliotis rufescens (red abalone)
Lineage: Eukaryota; Metazoa; Mollusca; Gastropoda; Lepetellida; Haliotidae
Product: probable ATP-dependent RNA helicase DHX34
Exons: 29
Coding region: 88-3948 (1286 amino acids)
Biological process (GO): nuclear-transcribed mRNA catabolic process, nonsense-mediated decay
Cellular component (GO): intracellular anatomical structure
Molecular function (GO): RNA binding; ATP binding
Source: RefSeq, a predicted model, not a curated record
AUGGCGGCUACCAUGAAAACCAAAAAACAGCAAAUGUUAAAAUGUUUGCUUUUCGUAUACGGUUGAUGAUGCUUGACAUAACUUAACAUGACAACAAGCGACGAUCUCAGUGAUUCCGAUUCCUUUCUGUCUAAAGAAAAAUCUUCCGGCCACAAAAAUAAACGUAAACAUAGUAAACACAAGAAGUCAAAACGUAAACACCACGAACGUGACAGGGAAAGGGAGCGUAGCCCGGAGUACCACGACCGUCAUUUAUCUCAUACAAGACAUCGAUCUUCGGAUGAAGACAAGACGUACAUUGACAAAAGCAGCAGAUACAGAGAUGGGCAUCCGAAAGAUAGCAGAGAGCGAGAUGUCGACGGUAGCAGUAGAUACAGAGAUGUGAUUCCCAGUGCUAGCAGUAGAUACAGAGAUAAGCAUCAUCAUGAUCAUGAGAAGCCUUCCCCAAAAUGUAGGCAAAGUGUUGUUGAACUUGAAAAAACAAGGAAUAUUUCUGCAGACAAAAACAGUGAUGUUAAAAGUGAAAGGGUGUAUGAGACAAAGUAUAAAGACAAAGAUCAUCACUGUAAAAAAACUUCAUUAAAUUCUGACUCUGAAGAAGAGCAGCAGGACUCUGACUUUGAUUUCACUCAGCAUAAACCAUCUUUGAACAGAAUAUUUUUCCGAGAUCAGGACUUUAUAAAAAGAGGAACUAAAGAGUAUGAUGAUUUUUGGGCAUUCCUGGUCAAAUAUCAAGCAUUCCAACGGAAGAAGGCAGCCAAGAAACAGUCUAAGAGUAAAACAUCCACCAGACAGGAAGACGAGGGAAGGCUUGGCCUGCCACGAACGUACGACAACCGUUACCGCAUCAACCUGUCACUGGUCAGCAAAGAUGUGGAACUUUUCCUCAAGAAGGGGCGACUUGUCGACUACGAUGUGGGUCGAGACCUGACCCGGGAGAGAGUGACCAAGUUCAAGGGCAUCCUGCUUCACUACCUGGACUUCCAACAGAAACAGAAGUUUACCAAGUUGAAGAAGAUCCGUGCAGACCAGGAGAACUUGCCCAUCUUCCAGUACAAGACCAUGAUCUGUGGUAUGGUGAAGCGCCAUCAAGUGGUGGUUGUCGCCGGGGAUACAGGGUGUGGCAAAUCCACACAGGUGCCGCAGUAUCUGAUGGAGGCAGGGUUCGAGAACAUCGCCUGCACACAGCCGCGGAGGAUCGCCUGCAUCUCUCUGUCAAAGCGAGUUGGCUAUGAGACCCUCAACGAGUAUGGCUCGGCUGUAGCCUUCCAGGUGCGCUUUGAGAAAAGCAAAACAAGAGCCACUAAAAUCCUCUUCCUGACAGAAGGACUGCUGCUGAGACAGAUGACAUCUGAUCCUUAUCUGAAACAGUAUGAUGUCAUUGUGAUUGACGAGGUUCACGAGCGUCACAUCUUCACGGACUUCCUGCUUGGUGUGCUCAAGUGCAUGCUGACACAGAGAGAGGACCUCAAGCUUGUGCUCAUGUCUGCCACCAUCAACAUCGAGCUCUUCAGCGGCUACUUCGAGAAUGCCCCAGUCAUACGGGUCCCGGGGCGUCUUCAUCCUAUUGAGUUAGAGUACCAGCCAAUUAAACGUGACGAGAUGACGAGUCGUGGCGAGAAGUUGGAUCCGACCCCAUACCUCCGCAUAAUGCAGACAAUUGACCACCGGUACCCAGUCACAGAGCGAGGUGAUCUGCUGAUAUUUUUGAGUGGGAUGACAGAGAUUAUGACUAUUGUGGAGGCAGCCAAUCAGUACGCUCAACAGACCAAGAGAUGGAUCAUCCUGCCCCUCCACAGUGCUCUGUCAGUCCAGGAGCAGGAUAAGGUGUUUGACGUAUCUCCCGAGGGAGUGAGAAAGUGCAUCGUAUCUACGAAUAUCGCAGAGACGUCGGUGACCAUUGACGGUGUCCGGUUCAUUGUAGACUCAGGCAAGGUCAAGGAAAUGAAUUUUGACCCCAAGUAUAAGAUGCGGCGUCUUCAGGAGUUCUGGAUCAGUCAAGCUAGUGCGGAACAGAGGAAGGGUCGAGCAGGUAGGACCGGCCCGGGGGUGUGCUACCGCCUGUAUGCCGACACUGACUACAACUCCUUCCAGGAGUAUGCCACGCCUGAGAUACAGCGCGUCACGCUGGAUACCCUCAUCCUCCAGAUGAUGUCCCUUGGAUUACCCGAUGCAAGGAGAUUCCCUUUUAUUGAGGCUCCAGAGAUGUCAAGCAUUGAGACUUCCAUAGCUUUCCUCAAGGAGCAGGGGGCUCUGACUGACGAUGAGGCUUUGACUCCUACUGGACAGAUGUUAUCGCGGCUACCAGUGGACGUUGUCAUCGGCAAGAUGCUCAUCAUGGGCUCCAUCUUCCAUAUGAUAGACCCAGUGCUGACGAUCGCGGCUGCCAUGAGCGUACAGUCUCCGUUCACUAUGAAGGCCCACCAAGACAGAGAUGCUAUUGCAGCCCGGAAGCCCCUGGAGUCGGAUCACGGAGACCCCUUCACACUGCUCAAUGCCGCAGAUGAAUGGAUACAGGUGAAGGCUGAGGGCCGAGGAACCCGGAAAUGGUGUCAGAGACGCGGUCUUGAGGAACAGAGGUUCUAUGAGAUGAACAAACUCAAGCGACAGUUCAGAGACCUCCUGAAGGACCAUGGGCUGUUGGAUGACGUUCAGGAGGAGGAACGCUACUACACCAGCGAGGAACGCCGUCAGCGCCACGGAGAGAGGAAGCGCCUUGGGCAGCUGAAGAGAGAACAGAACAAUGAGUCCAAGAAGAGGAAAGUACUUAAGUUCACUGAGGAUGACUACCAGCUGAGUGAUGGCGACGAAGAUGACAAGGGGAACGACAUCAAGGAUCUGGAAUUCCGACUGUCACAUGACCUUAGUCAGCUACAGGAGACUGCCAACAAGACUCGGUGUUUCAAGCUGCGUGAUGUCAACUUGCUCAAGGUCAUCCUGUGCAGCGGGCUGUACCCACAGGUGGCGCUGGCUGAUGACUGCAACUCCUACAAGGGCGACUCUGAGCAGGCCUUCCAUACAAAGAACAAGGCUUUCAUCCUCCUGCAUCCCACAAGUGUGUUCGCCAGCAAGCCAGAGGUGCUUCGUCCCAGUGACAUCAAGGACAACAAGACCACGCCCAGUGAGCUGAGGGGGCGACUCAGCAGCAAACACGAGGUCCUGGCGUUUGUUUCUAUCCUGGAGACCAACAAGCCUUACCUCAUCAACACAAUGCGGGUCCCAGCACUGCAAACUAUCACCCUCUUCUCCAACUCCAUUGAUGCCAAUGCCGACUGCACCAGGCUGGUGUGUGAUGGCUGGCUGGAGAUCCGGUUCCCUGACGCCGAGUCUGCUGAUGGUGUCAUAUCCAGCAUCCUACAUCUCCGGGCCACCUGGCUGAACCUGCUUCAAGUCCGCCUGGCCGAUACCAUGAGUCAGAUGGAUGACGACCAUAAGAAGGUCGGCAACAAAGCCCGGCGCCUGGAGCAGCUCCUUGCACGCAAACUGGCCGAGUUCCUGGACAGUCGAGUCACCUACUCCAUACGUCGGGUGAUGGCGGCCGAACAGCAGCACCUGUAUGUAGGCAUGAGUACAGACAGUCAAGAUAAUAAGGAACAUUCAGUUAAAGGAGGAACACAAGUCAAUUCUUAUUUAACAGUUGGCUGCCUGCUUGAUGAUACCUCGGCCAGCGUGUGGGGGGAAUACACGUCACACAUGCAGAAGGUCUGGGAAUGCCCACGAUGUCAUGUCAGCCUGAUUGUGUCAGUGGUAGAACGGCUGCAGCAUCAGAUGGAGUGUCAGAGUGCUGAUAAGCCUUUGUCUAAAGAUGAGGAGGCUGCAGAGCGUGAAUCAGAACGAGCCACACAACUCAACCCUCUGAGAAGAUCCUACUUUUGCCCCGACUGUGACCAACAGCUUUCUUUGACUGCAACAGAGAUUCUCAAACACAAGAAAUCUCACAAAGAAUGAGAGCUGUCUCUUGCUUGACCAACAGCUCUUCUGACUGCAACAGAGAUCAAUGUGUGUUUGGUCUCUUGUCAAGAUGGCAGCACUGUUGGUGUGACCCAGUGUCAGUGUGAACUGUCAAGGUGACAAGUCAAGAUGGCUGCCCCCAUGGGGAUCCAGGGUUAGAAUAUGCCCACAACAUGAAUCGGGGAAUCUGCAAUAGGGUUUGCCUGGCGUCCAGUAAUGGUCAAUUUCACAUUGUAAAACAUGGUACUAAAUAAUGAUAAAUUU